UGUCCGUGCGGCAGCUCCUGCCCUCGGCAGGCCGCUGCGUUCGUCCCUACAGAGCCUCUCGCGUCCCCAGAGUUUUGCGGUGCCGAAUUCUGCACUGACCAGGGUCAAUAGAUGUGCUUAGGCUGUAUCCGGGGAAGAGCAGUGUGAGAAGGCCUUGGGGAAAAAAACCAAACCACCCGCCAUAUAUUAUUUAUUGAGAGUGUGCAGUUAAGGAAUUGGAAUAAUAGAAUUAUAGAUCAUGCUGAGAUCAUUAGUCGUGUAAAAUUCAGAAGUAGAGACUUCACUUGAGAGGGCUUCAAUCCAUACUUGUCCCUCCCCAGCAGGGGAAUUUAUGGGCUGUGUCUAAUUUGGCAGCUGGGAUUCUGUGAACACAACACUGUGUUGUCCCUUCGUCCUUCAGGUUCAGCUGGAAAAAUCCCCCAUCAGGUGGAUCUGAGGUAAUCUGUAGCCUUUGGGUCUGUUUUGUUUGCUGAAAGGGGAAUUACAUCUCUGGAAUGUCAGUUUGUUCUUAGCAGAACUCAAGGCCUGGAUUUUAAUUCCAAGAGAGACAGAAGUUUGGAGUAACAUUUGACUGCCUGCAAAUCACAGAAUCCUAGAAUCACAGAGUGCUUUGGGUUGAAAGAUGCCAUGAUGCCUCAGAAGAGGGGACAGGUACCUUCCAGAAUAGCCAUGAGCAGUUAUUGGAAAGUCCUGGGAAUUUUCUUACUCUUUCUUCAAAGUGCACUGUCUCUCCAGCCAGCCCAGCCCAGAGUACUGCUGGUGUCCUUUGAUGGGUUUCGAUGGGAUUACAUCUACAGAGUGUCCACUCCCAAUUUCCACUAUGCCAUGAAGAACGGGGUGCACGUCAGGCAGGUCACAAAUGUGUUCAUAACCAAGACCUACCCCAACCACUACACGCUGGUGACUGGGCUCUAUGCAGAGAGCCACGGCAUCAUCGCUAACGAGAUGUACGACCCCGUCCUGAACGAAACCUUCUCCCUGAACAAAAUGAACACCCACAACUCCAAGUUCUGGGAAGAGGCCAGCCCAAUAUGGGUGACAAACCAGAGGGAAGGACACAAAUCUGGUGCUGCUAUGUGGCCUGGGACAGAUGUGAAGAUACAUGGAGUCUUGCCUACACAUUACAUGCCCUACAAUGAAUCUGUUCCCUUUGAAGAGAGGGUAGCGAAGCUCAUUGACUGGUUUACAUCAGAAGAAGCCAUAAACUUUGGUCUCCUGUACUGGGAGCAGCCUGAUGAGAUGGGCCACUUGCUGGGCCCAGAAAACCCACUUAUGGGAGCGAUAAUCAGUGACAUUGACAGAAAACUGGGAUAUCUCAUUUCUGAACUGAAGAAGGCGAAGCUGUGGGACGUGAUAAAUGUCAUAGUCACAAGUGAUCACGGAAUGUCACAGUCGUCCUCAGAAAGGCUCAUUGAGCUUGAUCAGUAUGUGAGCAGAGAGCUCUAUGAAGUCAUUGACCACUCCCCUACAGUGGCCAUUUUGCCAAAAGAAGGCAAACUGGAAGAAGUAUAUGAAGCUUUGGCCAAUGCUCAUCCCAACAUGACUGUAUAUAAAAAGGAGCAGAUUCCAGAUAGAUUUCAUUACAAACACAACAUUAAAAUUCAGCCCAUCUUAGCAGUGGCUGAUAAAGGAUGGGAAAUUGUACAUAACAAGACUGAUGGUUUUCUCAUUGGUAAUCAUGGAUAUGACAACACUAUACCAGAAAUGCAUCCCAUUUUUUUGGCAGUUGGGCCUGCUUUCAGAAAGAAUGCCACCAAACAAUUCAUGAAUGCUACGGACUUGUACCCCUUACUGUGCCAUCUGCUUGGCAUCAACCCACUGCCCAACAAUGGCUCCUUAAAUGCUGUGAAGGAUAUACUUGUUGAGAGAGUUCCUGGAGCCCGUGGAGCAGAUUCCUACUCCACUGUUAUAGGAGUCUUCCUGGGCAGCUUGCUUGUUCUGGUUUUUACUGCAGUUUUUGUUAAGCAUUUUGUCCUCGCCCAAGCAAAUUCCAUGCAAAUCCAACACACUGAAGCUGCCCAGCCACUGCUGCAAGAUUAAUAACACCUGGAUUAUUUCCUGUUUGAGGCUUAAAACAAGCUUAUACAAAGAAAAUAAACAAUGGAUCAGCAGGAAUAUGUGGAGUGAAGGGAGAUGGAUGCUGAUCCAUUGGUACUCUGGGGCAUGUACAGACCAAGGAUGGAGAGAGAGCAUGAUCCUGUUUCACCCUGCAGCCACUUCAUCCUCCAGGGCUUGAAGAUAUCUUAGGUAAACCUGGGAAGCUCUGUGUGUAUGUAGACCUCUAGUGACAAUAGGCCUCAAAUACCUUAUUAUGGCUGUUUUUAGGGAAAUAACAUCAACUGCAGUGCACUUCACAGACUAUUAAAUGGUGAUUUAAUUUCCCACCCUCGUUUUUGUUUUAUUUUUCGAGGGGUUUUUUGAGUGUCUUUGAUUUUAACAAGUCACUGAAUGGUACUAAACUUCUUUGUUAGUAUAUUUCUUCCCUGCCCAAGGAAGCUUUUGCAUGGAUCACCAUUACAGAUAACUUGGUGGGUUAAAUCCUGCAAGAAAGAACAUUAUUAUUCAGCUAGGUCAUGCAGUGCUAGUUGUCUAAGUUUAGAGUUACAUAUAUUUCUUCAAAUUACUGUGUCAACUGUAGCCCCAACAUGCAAAUCUUAAGUGGUAUUGCCUUUAGCAAUCAGCAUUAAACUGCUUGACUCUUAAUGUUGUAAAAAUUUAUUCAAGUAAAUACAGAUUUUUACCACAUUUCAGGUAAAUGUAGGUCUUUGCUUUUUUCUAUUUCCUAUACACUGCACUAAAUUUUCUAGGAGUUCCAUGCAGCUAGCAGGAUAAAGACACAUACAAGCACCACACCUGUAUAUUUCUAUUUCUGUGGUACUAAAGGAGGUGAACAAGUUGAGGAACAAGGAUGCUCAGGCUGGUUUCAGAGUGUUGUCAGGCUUGUCCCUGGUCUGCUACUGGGGAUUGUGAGUCUGACUUGUGUCUUGUGCUUUAUCUGCUCUGUCUGGGUGGGCCUUGGAAUGGGAUGAUCAGGAUUACACACACAGUUUAAAGGGCAGCUCUAUAAAUCUUAAGCCAUAUAUCCAUAUAGCCUCUUAUAUCUAAAAAGCACACUUUAAUAACAAAAGAAAAGGUGUAAGACUGGAGUUUAUUUUUCCAGAGGAAAGCCUCUGUCAGGGAGAAAUAUUAAUUCUGUAUCAACAAAGGUACAUAUUCUCAUUCUUUUGUGUGUGGCAAUAAAUCUUCUUGCUAGUCUAGUUGUGAGGGGUUUUGUGAGCUCACUUAAAUGGUGAGAAUCUGCUGACUAAAGUUUGUAUGAAAAACGUUCUGAAGUGAGAAAAGUUGUCUAUUGUCAGACUUCUCCCCUUCUCCUGUGAGAUGAUAGUAUUUCUUAGCACUGUGUUGCUGAGUACAAUGCCCGAAGGAGAAAGAAACUUCCAAAAUUAGUGCAGAAGUAGCAGCCCCGGGUAUUUUUAAAUGCAAUUUAUGUUUAUAUCCACAGCACCCAGCAGAGGGCAAGGAUGGAACACCUCAGCUUUGGAUGGGCUCUGCCAAACCAAGGGCGUGACUGACAGUCAGUACUGCAUGGGGAGGGCUGGGAUACAAAAUCCCUUUUGCUGGGCUAAAUUCCAGACUUAAUGAAGAUCUGUUGUGUUCCUCAGUGAUGGCAGGGACACUUGCUUAGCACCAAGCUGUCUUGCAGACAGAUGUGGGCAUUUCCAGAGGGCACAUUUGGGUGCAGCAAAUGCUUCAGAGGGAAGGCAAAGAAAUAGCCCAACUGAAGGGUUAUGCUGAAAGUUCAGCUGUGAUAGUAGCUUUGGGAAGGUAGGGAAAAUGCAGGUCUGUUGGAAGAGAGCCCUUGAUUUGGGGGAUGGAUGCAUAUGAAAUUCUGUGAACUCCAGCUGACUCAGUGCUUUUCCUGUGCUGUGAACUGCCUUGUUUUCCUGCAUUGCCAUUUCCUUUAGAAAACACUGAAGGAGAAGGUCUGUGAGGCUGAUUCUUAGUGCAGCUGGCCAAUAGCUGUGCCUGAAGUUGAAUUUGCUGGCACAGGUAAAACUGAGUGUUGCAGGGGCUCCAGCUGAGCCAGCACACCACUAACGUGUUCACAGCAGUUUUCAGGGAUCAGUGAAGUCUGAGCACAAAACCCCAACCUGAGUUGGUACUAAUCCCUCCCCUACCCACCUUCCAAAAAGUGGAUGGCACACAGCAAACUGAUGCACUGAGUCCACCUUUCCUUGCUUAUUUGCAGCUUAAAAAUUAAUUGUAGCACAAAUGUAUUGUGUGUUUAAAGGAAGGUCUGCAAGCUUUGAUAAGGCAAUAACAGUGACAAUUGUCAUAAUAAUGCCAUAACCCUCACCUGUAGCUUCUGCACUUUGGAACAAGUUGCUUCAGUAGAAAUUCUUCUUGUUGCAGUGAUUUCAUAGCAGUGAUCGUGGCAGAUGUGAAAAUUACUGGGUUGUAAUCUCAGAGCUUUUCAUUAAACCCUACUUUAAUUGUGGCAAGUGUAGUUCUAUCAUCAGCCAAAGUGACACUUGAUUUUAAGGAGGGGGCAAAGUUUCAGUGUUGAUCAGUCAUUUGGGACUUAGAUUUACCUUCCUAAAUAAGCAGCAAGGAUAGAGCAGUAGGUUUCCCCCAACAAAUGGUUUGGAAACAAUAAUACUCAGAAUAGGCUGGGGACAUGAACGUGAAAAUUGUUGAUGUCAUUGUUCUGUAUUGCACUGUGAGGCCCAUCUUUGAGGAGGGCAAAAUAACACUUUGUUUAAAAAAAAAAAAAAUAAGAAGGGAAUCUUGUAGCACUUGGAUAUUUCAGAUUAGGGUCAAACAUUUCCUUUAUUCUUAGGUGUAUUUGCAGGUACCUCUUGGGUAGUUCCUUGUUAGGGCAUUUGCCCAACUGUUUUAAGUUGCUGGGUAUGAGCUUAAUGAAAUUGAAAGCACAGAUGAUGCCACUGGAGAAAAAUAGCUUUGUCUCUGAUGUGAUGUCAGACACCUUUUUAGGUGGGAGGGGGGACAUGGGGUUUGGUUUCUGUGUAUAUGAUACAAUUUAUGAUGUACAAACAAGUUUAUUGGAAAGAGAAUUUAAGUACACCGUGUACUGCUUGUAACUUAAACUUGGAAACCGAGAAUGAUGCAUGAUGUGUUUCAUUACUGACCUGUGGAACAUACAAAUGUCAAAUGUUUUCUUUGUUUCUUCUUGUUUGGAAACGCUGAAGUUAAAAUACAUCUUUGCUAUAAUGCUGUCAAGCAUGGAGUGCUGGCUUCAUUUAAAACACUUCUGGAAAACAAACUUGAACUGGGGUAGAUGACUGAGGGAGAAUGGUUUCAACUUGUAUGCAUCUCAGAUAUUCCUUGGACUCUGCAAUGUGUAUGCCUUUGUUAAAAAUAACUGGAAGUGUGAUGGAACUUUGGAAUUUUAGGUCACAGUUCUUAUAUAACAGACUUCUUGUUUCCCAGCUUGCUGCCAUAUAUGGAAAAAACAGCUAUCAGUUACCAAUAUUGGGAAUCCAGUUUCUUUUACUGAAAAAAAACCACCUUUCAGACUUUCUUGAUCAAGAGCUGCAGUAGUGCUGCUACAAGAAAUCAGAUUCAUUAAAUCACUUAUCUUAGAAAAGACCUUUAAGAUCACCCAGUCCAACCAUUAACCCAGAAUUGCCAAGCCUGCUGUAAGAUGAAAUGUUGUGCAAACUGACUUUUCAUACAAUCAGAGUAAUUUGGGUUGGAGGGGACCUUAAAGAUCAGCUCAUUUCAACCCCCCUGCCCCCCUGACCACUGUCAGAAGUGUGAACAGCACAAUCUUGACCUGCAUGUGGUCAGGGACAAAUGUGCUGUGGUUGGAUCCUGGUGUUUUGUAAAAUGGAAAUUUAACAGGCUUACUUCUCAGUCUUCUUUCCUGCUUAAAUAAUGCCAUGGGAUGCUGUGCUGACCAUAUCUGUGCUGGUGUAAAAACUUUUCAUGGCAUGUUUGCCCUACAGUAAAGGUGAUAUAAGCAUUUAUUAGGUAGUAAACUAUAAAAACUGUUGCAAACACAUGAAAAUGAUAAAUUCAAUAGCAGUAUCAGCCUUUCCAUAAUGAAAUCCUAAUCUGAAUCCUAAUGACAAACCUGUAUUUCUGUUUUUUUGCAAUAAAAGAUGCUACCAUGCAUAUUAGCAUAAA
This is a messenger RNA of Oenanthe melanoleuca, 6150 nucleotides long. It is a transcript of the gene ENPP5, whose product is annotated as ectonucleotide pyrophosphatase/phosphodiesterase family member 5. Bases 628 to 2040 code for a protein of 470 amino acids. Lineage: Eukaryota; Metazoa; Chordata; Aves; Passeriformes; Muscicapidae. The transcript is spliced from 4 exons. The record is from RefSeq and is a predicted model, not a curated record.